UUAUUUAAAACCAUUCAUUCACCAACCUCUUCGUUCUAUAAGUCACCGUUUUAUCACAACCAAAUUUCUAACUUCAGAAUUCAGAUAUUGCUUUUGUUUGUUUGUUUGUUUGCUACAAUGAAUUCUAGGAGAGAUGUUGAAAGUGGUGGUGGAGGGACAAAGAACAGAGUAGGUGACACAAACAAUUAUUCUGCUGAUGCUGCAAAUUCAUCUGCAUAUGUUUAUGAUGCUGAAAAUCAUAGGAAUUCAUGGCUUGUACCUGUUUUUGUGGUUGUUAACGUUGUUGUUUUCAUUGUGGCCAUGGCUAUUAACAAUUGUCCCAAGAAUAAUUUUGGUCUUCAAGGUGAUUGUGUUGCUAGGUUUCUUGGGAGAUUCUCUUUCCAGCCUUUGAGGGAGAAUCCAUUGCUUGGUCCUUCUUCAUCAACAUUAACCAAGAUGGGAGCGCUUAAAUGGGAAAAUAUUGUGCACCAGCAUCAAGGGUGGAGACUCUUCACUUGCAUUUGGUUACAUGCUGGGAUUAUUCACUUGCUAUCAAACAUGAUAUGCCUUGUCUUCAUUGGCAUUCGCCUCGAACAGCAAUUUGGAUUUUUGAGAAUUGGAUUGAUAUACCUAUUGUCUGGAUUUGGUGGAAGUGUACUUUCUUCUCUUUUUAUUCGAAAUAGCAUCUCCGUCGGUGCUUCUGGUGCUCUGUUCGGACUUCUUGGAGCAAUGCUAUCGGAACUUCUUACAAAUUGGACUAUAUAUUCCAAUAAAGUAAUGGCUUUGCUCACUCUUCUAAUUAUCAUCGCCAUCAACCUUGCUAUAGGCAUUUUGCCGCACGUUGACAACUUUGCUCACAUUGGAGGAUUUGUGACAGGACUUCUACUUGGUUUCAUUUUACUUCCACGUCCUCAAUACGGCUGGUUAGAGCAGCGCCGCCUUCCUGCUGGUAUUCGUCUCAAGUCGAAAUUCAAAGCUUACCAAUACAUUCUAGGAAUUGUGUCUCUAAUUCUCUUGAUUAUUGGGUUAUCAAUUGCAUUGGUGAUGCUGUUCAAAGGUGAGAAUGGAUAUGAUCAUUGUCAUUGGUGUCACUACCUAACAUGUGUGCCAAGUUCUAAAUGGGAGUGCAACAAUGAGAGUUAAACUGAGACAGCCUUAUAUAUGGUUUUAACUAGGAAUGUCUUUUCUUCUAUGAAUGUAUAUGUAUGUACAAAGCUCUUAGACACCGAAUAUUCACGGCUUAUAUGAAAAGUUAUUAAAUUGGUUUC
Messenger RNA from Vicia villosa (hairy vetch), 1247 nucleotides. Its product is annotated as RHOMBOID-like protein 2. Gene Ontology annotation, molecular function: serine-type endopeptidase activity. The transcript has 5 exons. Bases 118 to 1122 code for a protein of 334 amino acids. The record is from RefSeq and is a predicted model, not a curated record. Lineage: Eukaryota; Viridiplantae; Streptophyta; Magnoliopsida; Fabales; Fabaceae. Gene Ontology annotation, cellular component: membrane. Gene Ontology annotation, biological process: proteolysis.